Messenger RNA from Archocentrus centrarchus (flier cichlid), 2159 nucleotides. It is a transcript of the gene susd1, whose product is annotated as sushi domain containing 1. Lineage: Eukaryota; Metazoa; Chordata; Actinopteri; Cichliformes; Cichlidae. The record is from RefSeq and is a predicted model, not a curated record. Gene Ontology annotation, molecular function: calcium ion binding. Bases 224 to 1918 code for a protein of 564 amino acids. The transcript is spliced from 12 exons.
UUGAGAAAAGGAGUUUCUUUCGCAGGGUGACCUCAGCUCACCCACUCACAGUUCUGGUUAUCAAAUGCAGUCAGUGCCAUAAUGAUCCACAAGAAGGAAGUACAAAAAUAAAAAUUAAAAAAAGAAGAAAAAAAAGAAGAAGAUGGGAAAGAAGAGGUUUAGUGUCUGGUGAAGUCUAGAGAACCACAGGAAGACCAGGAGGGUGGAUGAAAGAUUUACAACCAUGAUUGUGGUUUUUCUGCUCUUCGUACUUUCAGGUAAGCCAGCAGAGGGUCAGAUUCCCUUGGACGUGUGCUCCACCUGCCAUGCUAACGCCACGUGUGACGACAAGUCAGAUGGCUCCGGCAAAGUUUGUAACUGCAAGUACGGCUUUGUUGGAAAUGGAAGAACCUUCUGUCAAGACAAAGAUGAGUGUCAGAUAGGAGCCAAUAAGAUCUGUGGGCUGCACACCACUUGCCACAACACCUAUGGCAGCUACUACUGUACUUGUUUAGCCGGCUACAGCCCUUCUAACAACAUGGCUGUCUUCAUCCCAAAUGAUGGAACCCACUGCCAGGACAUUGAUGAGUGCAGGAUAACAGGGCAGUGUGGAGAGGGAGCUCAAUGCAGGAACCUUAAUGGCAGUUUUGACUGCAGCUGCCAGGUUGGAUACAAAAUCCACAAUGGAGUAGAACCCUUUCACCCGCUGAGAGACAAAGCUUCCUGCAAAGUUGUUGACUGUGGCCAGCCUGCAUCAGUGGAGGACGCGAUGCUGCUGUCAGCCACAGGAACCACAUAUGGUAAUGUGGCCACAUUCAUCUGUGAUGAAGGCUUUGUGUGGAGGAGGGGAGACAACAGGUCUGUUUGUGGUGCUGAGGGACUCUGGAGCAAAACUAACAUGGUCUGUGAAGCUAAAUGUGGCCCGGUUCCUUUUCUUGCCAACUCAGAGGUAGUGUUGCAUAACCGAAGUGUUGUGAUCCACCGCUGUAUGGCAGGAUAUCACAGCUGGAGGGGAAGCAACAUCUCAGUGUGUGCCAGCUCUGGGGUGUGGCAGAAAGCUACUCUGAGAUGCAUAAAAAUCAAGCCAUCUAUCCAUCACCUACUUAUUUUUAAUGAAAGUUGCCUGCGGUGGAAAGCAGAAAAGUAUGAGGAGGACACAGAGGUUUACAAGGUGACUUACACUGGAUCCAGGGACUACCAGAGGUACUUUUAUGACAAAAGGAAGAAAUUUCUGAGCUCCAAAGCUGACCGGCUGGAGCUCUGCCUCAGCCUGCUUCCAGUCACAAACUACAGCAUCGCUGUCACUGCAACAUCUGCCAGGUUCACAGCCACCAUCACCAUAAGCACUAGCUUACCAGUACCUCCAGGACCAGUUGUCUACUACAGAGAAUUUGACACUCCUUUACCAGUUUUGAGUCUAUGGAGAUCACCCAACACACUGGACCCAAUAAGUUUGUACCAAGUGUUUGUGCUUCCUGGAGAGGGGAUUAUGAUGUUUAACUGUUCCUGUCCUGCAAAGGCAACGCCUCCAAGCAAAGUAAAUUCACCAGCAGAGUACAUCACUGCUCAGUUUGAUGUCCAUUAUGUUGGGACAGAGAUGAAUUUUACUAUAGGGGAUGGACUGCUCUAUGGAGGCUUUUAUAAUGCACCACUGGAAAGUGGCAAGAACUAUUACAUCAUUUUACGAGCUGUCAGUCAGUGGAAAACGGCCUUUAAAAGUUCUUGUGUCCUGUGGGCUAGAGUGAGAGCCAUAUCAUAUGCUCUGAGGGUUUCAUUGCUGUCUGCUGUAGCUACUAUUGGAGUGGUUGCCGUGGUUUUUUGGGGAGGCUACAGCAUCACCUGGUAUGGAAAAUGGUACACACACUUCAUUACAUUUCAUUUCCACACUCUAAAUGUAAUUUUAUGUCUAAGUAGCUACACUGAUCUGUCAGUACAUUAAUAGAAUGAUCUAUAGUUAUUAUAGUGGUUUUAGAUCUUCAGAUAUCAGACAUAUUAUCACCAGAUAUUUCUGCUUCAGUCUUAUUAAACUACAAAUGAUAGUAAAUGCAAUUAAAUUCUGAAAACUAUAUAGUAAAGUCGUCAGUUUCCUUUUUUAUGGAAAGCUACAUUAUAGAAUUGUGUACACUUUACUAAUAAACAACCUCUGAACAAGUUCAGUUAAACACCACACUGGACUUUAA